CCACAAAGCAAAAGAGAUUCAAGGGUGUUACAUCUGCGAUAAGUGAAACUAAGGAUUCAUUGCAGAACAUGAGAAAUGAUGCAGACCUCAAUACUUACCUUAAUGUACAUAUCACAGAUAUACCUGAAUUCAGCAGCUCUUCAGAAUAUCAAUAUUCUCCAGGGGACUUCAGCACAUGCAACUUAGAAGAAAGCAAGAUUUUUGACCGAAAUUUCUUGCCUGCAUUCUACAGCCUUCUGUUCCUGAUAGGAAUAAUUGGGAAUGUCCUGGUAAUGUUUGUUCUGCUGCGGAAUAAGCGUAAGCUCCAAAGUACUGACAUUUUUAUUCUGAACCUUGCCAUUGCUGACAUACUCCUUGUUUUAACUCUUCCAUUUUGGGCAAGCCAGGCAUUUAGUGGCUGGCUUUUUGGUGGUAUUCUUUGCAAGAUUGUAGGCUCCCUGUUCAAAGUCAACUUUUACGCUGGCAUUUUCCUCCUUGCUUGCAUCAGCUGGGAUCGGUAUCUUUCAGUGGUCUAUGCAGUUCAGAUGUUUAAGAAACACAGAUCCAAUUUGAUAUACUGGAUUUGCCUGGCUGUAUGGUGUGUUUGCUUAGCACUUUGCAUCCCUGAUGUAAUGUAUUUCAAUGCUGAAUAUGACUAUCGUACCAAUUUAACAAUAUGUCAGCCAAGCUUUCCUUCCUCAACUUCAAAAAUGUGGAAGACCAUUAUGACUUCUAUAUUUCAUAUUCUAGGCUUUGUGCUACCUUUCUGUGGCAUGGUAUAUUGUUAUGCACACAUCUUUCACACCUUGUUAAAAUCUAAUGGUUUUAAGAAACAAAGAGCAUUACAACUGGUGAUAGCUGUUGUGGUGGCUUUCUUCUUGUGUUGGACUCCAUACAACAUAGUAGCUUUUGUGGAUACUCUGGUCAUGUUGGAUGUUGUUCCUGGGAGCUGCAAUCUAACACAUAACAUUGAUACUGCUCUAUCAGUUACAUCAGGUCUGUGUUACUUUCACUGCUGUCUGAAUCCUUUCCUCUAUGUCUUCAUUGGCGCCAAAUUUAAGAAUUAUUUCAUUGAGCUAUUACAUCAAGCAAGCUGUAUGUGUCCCAACGUCAUGGAACAAUAUGUCAAGAGAAAGUAUUCCACUCGAUCUUCAACCUGGUCAGAAUCUGGAGACACUUCGUUGUCCAGAAUCUAAGUAUUUAUUUCUCCUGUCAAAUGAAAGACUGAUGGACCAUGUUAUAUGAAUGUAUUUGGAAGCCAUCAAUUUGUUUAUGAUGUCUUCUUG
This is a messenger RNA of Pelobates fuscus (common spadefoot toad), 1265 nucleotides long. It is a transcript of the gene CXCR3, whose product is annotated as C-X-C motif chemokine receptor 3. Gene Ontology annotation, cellular component: membrane; external side of plasma membrane. Gene Ontology annotation, biological process: G protein-coupled receptor signaling pathway; calcium-mediated signaling; regulation of leukocyte migration. The record is from RefSeq and is a predicted model, not a curated record. The transcript is spliced from 2 exons. Gene Ontology annotation, molecular function: C-X-C chemokine receptor activity; C-C chemokine receptor activity; C-C chemokine binding. The coding region runs from base 69 to 1175 and encodes 368 amino acids. Lineage: Eukaryota; Metazoa; Chordata; Amphibia; Anura; Pelobatidae.